AUGAGUUGGGAUUCCAACUACGAUAACGACUUGAGACCGGAGGAGGGUUUUGUCCGGGUGGACGGGACGGAGAUCUGGCGGAAGGCCCGUCUUAGCAAAAACGUUCACGACCCAGACGCCCUGUACCAUUGCGGCGCGGGAGGCUGGGCGUUUGCCCGGCUAGAAGAUUUGAGCCCAGAGUUUCCGUACCACGGCCGGUUUGACGCGCCGGGGUUCGACGAGGGAAGGCCCUGGGCCUCCUGCUACAUCGACGUCGACCACACGAUGGCACACGGACGACCAGACCUUCUGAUCGAGGUCGGUGCCACGAUCGACCAGGAGGCAAUUGAUGAGUCUUUCGCAUUCAGCAAUUUCGAACUCUUUCAAGGAGAUAGCAUCUCAACAUCUCCGGGGGAGCUGCUGUUCUGCGAUAACGAAAAAGUAGUAGUAGAUGCAGCGACUCAUACUCUUCCCGGUGGAACCACGACUGCGGCCACAGGUGGAGGACAAAGUGCGACAAAUCAAAAUCUUCAGAAGGAAAUAAACACCGACCAAACGACCAACACCGCCUCGCUCUUUGCCUCCCCCGCGGCCGCCCAAGCCGCCUACGCUAGCUGCACCAGCCGCGUCUUUACGCCGCUAUGGCACUACUCUCUUGGAGAGGAAGGAAAAUCGCUGCUCCGUUGGCAGCCCUGCGAAUCGUUUACGGAGGAGGGGGAAAAGCUGUGCUCCGUCGGGGCGCAGGGGCAGUUCGAGAGGUUUUUGGAAGAGUUCCCGCAGUCGAAAGUACAGGAUCGGGCCGUGCGGUUUACCCCGUCGCAGAAAGUUCCAGUAGAGGAUGGUGGAGGUGAUGCGGCUGCUGUGACCGCGGACACUGAAGAUGAUGAAGAUGCCAGUGUUGCCAUGAAUGACAGUCCAAGUGGAGGAGGUGCACCAGCUGGAGGUUCGGAGUACAAGUAUGUUCCUGCGGCGGAAAUGUACACUUUAGAUUCGAACCAGGUUUUUUCAAUUCCGAGCAACAGCCCGGUGCUGACGCAGGGGGAAAUGGAACACGAAUGGAUGCAUAAAGUACGUGCGAAUGAAGAUCCGUAA
Molecule: messenger RNA, 1071 nt
Organism: Amoebophrya sp. A120
Lineage: Eukaryota; Dinophyceae; Syndiniales; Amoebophryaceae
Source: the annotation of a GenBank genome assembly